GCCAGGGACGUGAUCUUUGCUCUCAGAAAGGGAGGAACUAUUUUGAGGUCCUCGAUGCCGCCUGGUUCUGCGCAGGGCCUGGCUAAAUUUCACCUCACUGACCUACAGCCCAGCGAUGCCGGAAGGUACACCUGUGAGUACAGCAGACGAAAGGUCCCCUCCACAACGUCACAGCGCAGUGAUGUCCUUCUGCUGUUGGUUACAGGAUCUUCACCUAAACCAAUCUUCCAAGCCCAUCGAGGUCAUAGGGUGGCUAUAGGACAAAACGUGACUCUGUGGUGCCAGAAGCCAGACCAUUUCAGUGGAUAUAAAAUGUUUGUUCUGCUGAAGGCGGGAACGUCACUGCCCAUACAGCAAAAGAGUUCGGAAGGGAACAGGGUGGAGUUCUCCCUCCAGAAGGUGAGAGUCGGUGACACUGGGAACUACAGCUGCGUGUACCAUCAGACAAUGGCCCCUUUCCACGCCUCGAACCCCAGCGAUCAUCUUGCGAUCUGGGUAAUAGGGUAUUUACCUAAGCCUUCCCUCCGUGUCCACGGAAGUCCUAAGGUGACCGCUGGAGAAAAGGUGACUCUGUGGUGCCAGAAGCCAGCCCACGUGACUGGGUUUAAAAUGUUUGCUCUGCUGAAGGCAGGAACGCCGUGGCCCAUACAGGAAAAGAGUUCAGAAGGGAGCGAGGUGGAGUUCUCCCUCCAGAACAUGGCACUUGGUGACUCUGGGAACUACAGCUGCGGGUACUACCAGACCACUGCCCCUUUCUGGGCCUCCUACCGGAGCAGUUAUCUCGAGAUCUUGGUGACAGCUCCCGCAGGGACCGCGUCAGCCGAUUACACCGCGGGUAACCUCGUCCGACUGGGUGUGUCGGCCUUCGUCAUGCUCGCGAUGGGCGCUUUGCUGGCCGAAGCCUGGCGUAGCCGGAACGAGUCUCCCAGGGACUCCAGACCGCACAGCUGCGGAGGGAAACGAUGACAUAGACCUGCUGGCCCUUAAGACUUUUCUGUGCAACCUGCGUUCCCAGCUCCAGGACGGGAUGAUGGCUUUCUUCUUCCUGCAUUCCUCACCUGGCACAGAGGAUAGAACUGGACAUAAGCCUCACCUAAUACGUGUUUGUGCACUUGCAUAGACACUAAAAACGUCAGUGUCCGGCAGGGCAGCAGGUCCACUCUCAGCAGCUGGGAACUCUUCCUCCAUUUGAAAGUGGAGGAAACGUCGCUUCCUAUGUAA
This is a messenger RNA of Propithecus coquereli (Coquerel's sifaka), 1221 nucleotides long. RefSeq names its product T-cell-interacting, activating receptor on myeloid cells protein 1-like. The transcript is spliced from 5 exons. Gene Ontology annotation, cellular component: plasma membrane. Bases 55 to 966 code for a protein of 303 amino acids. The record is from RefSeq and is a predicted model, not a curated record. Lineage: Eukaryota; Metazoa; Chordata; Mammalia; Primates; Indriidae.